This is a messenger RNA of Oncorhynchus kisutch (coho salmon), 4448 nucleotides long. RefSeq names its product calcium channel, voltage-dependent, gamma subunit 5b (gene cacng5b). Gene Ontology annotation, cellular component: postsynaptic density membrane; AMPA glutamate receptor complex. Gene Ontology annotation, biological process: positive regulation of synaptic transmission, glutamatergic; neurotransmitter receptor transport, postsynaptic endosome to lysosome; calcium ion transport. Gene Ontology annotation, molecular function: channel regulator activity; voltage-gated calcium channel activity. NCBI's taxonomy places the organism in Eukaryota, Metazoa, Chordata, Actinopteri, Salmoniformes, Salmonidae. The transcript is spliced from 6 exons. The record is from RefSeq and is a predicted model, not a curated record. Bases 783 to 1613 code for a protein of 276 amino acids.
UGUGGGAUCUUGUCUAUGUAUAGUUGCCUUAGUGCACAUCAGUAGCAUCACGUUUCGUUUGGUUGUUUGUUGUUUUGUUCAGUGAGUUUCGAUUUAUAAAAAUUAUGUGGAACUCUACUCACGCUGCGCCUUGGUCCGAUCCUUAUGACGAAUGUGACAGUGUGCACAGAUUCAGUCAAAAGUUUUGACACCUACUCAUUCAAGGGUUUUUCUUAAUUUUUUAUAUUUUCUACAUUGUAGAAUAAUAGUGAAGACAUCAAAAUUAUGAAAUAACACAUAUGGAAUCAUGUAUUUUUAUUUGAGAUUCUUCUAAGUAGCCACCCUUUGCCUUGAUGACAGCUUUGCACACUCUUGGCAUUCUCUCAACCAGCUUCAUAACGUAGUCACCAGAAAUGCAUUUCAAUUAACAAUUGUGUCUUGUUAAAAGUUCAUUUGUGGAAUUUCUUUCCUUCUUAAUACAUUUGAGCCAAUCAGUUGUGUUGUGACAUGGAAUGGUAUACAGUAGAUAGCCCAAUUUGGUAAAGACAACGUCCAUAUUAUGGCAAGAACAGCUCAAAUAAGCAAAGAGAAAUGACAGUCCAUCAUUACUUUAAGACAUGAAGGUCAGUUAAUCCGGAAAAUUUCAAGAACUUUGAUAGUUUCUUUUUAGUGCAAUCGCAAAAACCAUCAGGCUCUAUGAUGAAACUGUCUCUCAUGAGGACCGCCACAGGAAAGGAAGAUCUGACCUCUCACCUCUGACCCAGUGCCCCCUACUGGUGCGGACCACCUCUGAUCCUAACGUGAUGAGCGGGUGCGGCAGGAAGGCUCUGGCAUUGCUGAGCAGCGUGUUUGCGGUCAGCGGGCUGGGGCUUCUGGGAGUUGCGGUCUCUACAGACUACUGGCUGUACCUGGAGGAGGGGGUCAUCCUGCCCCUGAACCAGACCACUGACAUCAGGACCUCCCUGCACUCUGGACUCUGGAGAGUCUGCUUCCUGGCAGGUGAAGAGGCAGGUCGCUGUUUCACCAUCGAGUACAUCAUGCCCAUGAACUUACAGCUCACCUCUGAGUCCACAGUCAGUGUACUUAAGAUGAUUCGUUCAGCCACUCCGUUUCCUCUGGUCAGUCUGUUCUUCAUGUUCAUCGGCUUUGUGCUAAACAACAUCGGACACGUCCGACCUCAUCGCACUAUCCUGGCCUUUGUCUCCGGAAUCUUCUUCAUCCUUUCAGGUCUGGCUCUGGUGGUAGGUCUCGUGUUGUAUAUAUCCAGUAUUAAUGACGAGAUGUUGAACAGGACUAAGAGCAGUGAGUCCUACUUCAGCUACCGGUACGGCUGGUCCUUCGCCUUCGCUGCCAUCUCCUUUCUGCUCACUGAGAGUGCGGGCGUCAUGUCCGUCUACCUGUUCAUGAAGCGCUACACAGCCGAGGAAAUGUACCAGCGCCACCACCCCGGCUUCUACCGGCCACGCCUCAGUAACUGCUCUGACCACUCCGGUCAGUUCCUGCACCCGGAGACCUGGGCACGCGGACGCAGCCCCUCGGACAUCUCCAGCGAAACCUCACUCCAGAUGAGCACCAGCUACCCUGCCCUGCUCAAGUGCCCCGACUACGACCAGAUCUCCUCCUCACCCUGCUGAAGGGGUCAUCAGGUCAGGGCAGGUCGCCAAGGUCAAGGGUGAGAAGUCAUAGGUGAUGUUGCUUUUAGAUACUGAUCUAAGAUCAGCUUUCUUUUUUAAGUUAUCUGGAAUCUGUGGUGGGUUGCUGGGAAGUUGCUGGGUGUGGAUAGAACCUCCCACCUGCAUAGUUUACUGGGAGAUCAGUCCCAAUAGAUAUACAGGGAAGCCUCUGUCUCUUUAUUUUGUUGUUGUUCGUUCCCAUUGUGAUGCUGUGCCCUGGACCUUGUUUGAAAACGUCUACCAGCCAUGAUUGCUGCUGAGGAAACAGUUGAUGCCGCUGUGCCACAUGUUACCUACAGAUGGAAGCAAAGUGCAGAGUUUUUUCAGGAGUAUUCCCUUCUCAAGUACUUUCUAUUAUAUCGGGAUACUUACUGCCACUGAUUAGUUAACUUGACGAGGACCAAACUAACAUUUACACAAAUGUUUGAACGGGAACAAUACAUGUCACUAUGUUAAAGCUGCAAUCAGCAGUUGAAACAUUAACAAAGUGAACUCCCAUCCCGUUUCAGUAAAAAGCUGAGGAAUGGGGCUAGAGAAUUGUCACCACUAUCAAAUUCAUAGACAGAGCUAUGGAUGCAAGGACUGGCCAUCCAUGAUAUCUAAAUUAUUGUUACCAUGUUUUGAAGGUAUAUAGUGUUUGUUUACAAACACUGGAGUGAAACAAGCUUUUAUUUUGGUUUCUGAUGGUUACGACAGUUGAAUUAAGCACAUGAGGCAUUUGUAAUAUUAUAACAGCAUAUUCUUAAGAGGUCCAAAAAUGGAUGAAACAACUGCAGAUUGCACCUUUAAAUGUGUGAUAUGUUCAAUGGUGUAGUUUGCUUCAUGUUGGAGUUUUUAAAUUCAUGUGUCCAUGAUGGCUCACGGAUCUGCCAACAGAUCCCAAUCUCUGCUUUGUUUAUGUAUCAUGUAAAAAUGAAUUAUUUGAAAAGUAAUUGGUAUUUACUCUUAGACAGAUUGUUUAUACAUGCAUAUGGAUAACUGUUGUACAUUGUAUGAAUAUAGCGAACCAUUGUAAAACAAGUCAAAUGUGUAGUCUCUGCUUAAAAUGAUUCAUUCUGAGUGUCAGCUUCAUGCCGUCGGCAUAGCAACUGUUGCAUAUUAACUGUACAAUAUCUGGAGAAUAUCGAAAUGUGGGAAAUAAAUAGACUUUGUAAUCUUUUGAAUGACAUUGCCUGUGGAUGGAAUGCAAUUUCAUUCAUUAACUACAGUUUCAAGAUAUUGAUGGUUUGAGAACUAACACAGCAGGAUAGGAUAAUUAAUGAAGGGUAGGAAAGGGUUAGGGCUUAGCUAAAAUGAUAGUUGUCAACUGCUAUCCCCAACCUGACAACUAGAUGGCGCUGUAAUGGUAGCCACAACCGUAUAAACCAUCAGUCUCAACAAACCAUCGGUAUCAUAACACCGGUUAAUGGAUUGGAGUUCAAUUUUGCUUCCAUGUAUUGUAAUGUCACAUCAAUACACUGGGAGUCAGUGUUGCAUCACUUACACUAUAAAGCAGACAGAAAUCCCUUCAGGUCAGAAGUGUAUAGAAUCAGGACUUAAACACCCAUCUGCCCACUAUGUUACCUAAGAACUCAGUCCCCCUCUUUCAAAUGAUUUAUUUUCACACCUUAUCUAGACACUGUAUCUAUUUAUUGGCCAAUUAAGGGGGGAACUCAUAUUACUCUGACCUGAUCUAUGUCUGUUUGCUGAUCAAUGAAGGGGUAGAUUUUAACCAUCAGUAAAGGGUUUCUCAUAGACUUUAACCAUCAGUAAAGGGUUUCACAUAUACUUUAACCAUCAGUAAAGGGUUUCACAUAGACUUUAACCAUCAGUAAAGUCUUUCUCAUAGACUUUAACCAUCAGUAAAGUCUUUCUCAUAGACUUUAACCAUCAGUAAAGGGUUUCUCAUAGACUUUAACCAUCAGUAAAGUGUUUCUCAUAGACUUUAACCAUCAGUAAAGUGUUUCUCAUAGACUUUAACCAUCAGUAAAGUGUUUCUCAUAGACUUUAACCAUCAGUAAAGGGUUUCACAGACUUUAACCAUCAGUAAAGGGUUUCUCAUAGACUUUAACCAUCAGUAAAGGGUUUCUCAUAGACUUUAACCAUCAGUAAAGUCUUUCUCAUAGACUUUAACCAUCAGUAAAGUGUUUCUCAUAGACUUUAACCAUCAGUAAAGUCUUUCUCAUAGACUUUAACCAUCAGUAAAGUCUUUCUCAUAGACUUUAACCAUCAGUAAAGGGUUUCACAGACUUUAACCAUCAGUAAAGGGUUUCUCAUAGACUUUAACCAUCAGUAAAGUCUUUCUCAUAGACUUUAACCAUCAGUAAAGGGUUUCUCAUAGACUUUAACCAUCAGUAAAGGGUUUCUCAGACUUUAACCAUCAGUAAAGUGUUUCUCAUAGACUUUAACCAUCAGUAAAGGGUUUCUCACACUGUAGUCUUGACCCACCACUCCAUAUUGACCAUCUGUCUCUACACUCAUAAGAAUGUUCAUAGACAUGGGCUGGACGUCAGUUGGUUGGUUGGUUACUGUUCAGGACAUGGUUUUUUCCCAGUUACAUUUUCUUUUCUACUGCUUUUCCACCAUAUAAAAAACAGGCAAAUAUUGUCUCUAAAGUCUAUUGAAAUAAUUACUACCCAUGACAGUUGGUACUUAGAUGAUUAACAUAAAUUAAGAACUUAAUAACCUUUGAUCCAUGACCUACUAAGUUUAAUAAAAUAUACAUUUCAGCAUAUUAUGUACUGAUAAACUGGAUGAUUAAUUGCAUAUGCAAAUAUGUAGGUCAAGCUCAAUAAAUAAUAAAUAAAUGUGUCGUAC